Messenger RNA from Musa acuminata AAA Group (dessert banana), 3957 nucleotides. Its product is annotated as probable histidine kinase 5. Gene Ontology annotation, biological process: signal transduction. The record is from RefSeq and is a predicted model, not a curated record. NCBI's taxonomy places the organism in Eukaryota, Viridiplantae, Streptophyta, Magnoliopsida, Zingiberales, Musaceae. The transcript is spliced from 13 exons. Gene Ontology annotation, molecular function: phosphorelay sensor kinase activity. The coding region runs from base 1832 to 2758 and encodes 308 amino acids.
UUCCAUCUUGGCCAAUGUGAAGUCUCUUUCAUGCCUACGAAGAACAAGAGUGUUGAAAGGGAAGAAAGAGGGUGAGAGAAAAAUAAUAGAAGAGGGAUGUUGCAUUUCUCUCUUCAGUAUGUCUGCUCCCUCCUCCCUCCUCCCUCCACACCAUCCAAGGACAUUGCAAAUAGGCUUCAUGUAGUUUUCAUUCCUUACUUGAAAGAUGUGUACAUUUGCCUGCUCUCACCAGACGUUGAGAUAAUGAAGCAGCCCCACAGCCAUUAACAAUUGCUCCAUACCAACGUAUAUCUAUACAUAGGAGAGAGAGAGAGAGAGAGAGAGAGAGAGCGAGAGAGGGGAAAAUAACAAAAGCAGUGCAGAGAGUAGACUGAGAGAACUCUCUUUCUUUAUCUCAACCGUGAGAACUGAUCAAUGAUUCCGGGCCAUAUCGAGGAAGAACCAAGUGGUUUCUCUGACAUUUAUCCUAUUGUUGUACUUUCCUUGUAGUGGAGAUUUAAGAGGUAUGAGUUUGAUGGGUUAUAGGAGCUGUGCGGGAAUAAGGGAAAGGAAACAAGCAAAGAAGGAGAAAGCAGGGCUGAUGUAAAAGAAAGGAAAGCAGGGGAACUAUCCUUUUACUGUCACCUCUGAUGAAAUCCCUCUGGCUUCUGGGAUCAUCCUCGAGAGGCUUCUCCAAAAGGUGUGAUCUUGAUGGGUUCUUGGGUUGCUGAAGAAGAGUUGGAAAUAUCGGGUGGCUGAAGAAGAGUCGGAGGGGGGAACUGCCCUUCUCCCCCCCACCCCAUCUGAUGAUAAAUUCCACUUGAGCAGUUGGGUUAUGUUUCAAGAUCUCUUCUUUAGCCUAACGCCUGUGAGGAGAACAACAGGGAGUGGGCAGCUGAAUAAGAAUAAGAGGAGGAAGAUCUUUCCUCGUCUCCUAGCUGAUGAUAUAUCCGGCGGAUCACAGAGAAACCAACUUGGCUUGCCUCAAAAGCUCAUCUUGCAGCUGUUCCUCUGGUAUUUCCAAAGCUUGGACGGUUUGAGUUCUCACAAGGAUGUCCCAGCAUUGCUUCUCCUUUUCUGAUGGCAGACGAUGCAAGCAUUGUCAAACAUGGAGAAACAUGUUAUUUCUGUUGGUUCUCGGUGGUCUUAGUUGCUCCAUCUGGUUAUUGUGGGGAUUGGAGGACUAUGGGGUUUUGGUGAGGAUUAGGGACUUGCAGAAUGAGAGAAUGCAGUCACCAUUUGAUCGAUACAACCUUAGCAAAGAUCAGCUUCAAGCCCUGGCUUUGCUAAUCUCUUCAUUACAACAGGGAAGAUUCUAUGAGUGGAUGAACAAGCCUGUAACUGGUGAAAUACUUAGCAGUAGCCUGUUACAUUCAUUGUCAGAACUGCAGUCAGAAACGGAUGAUUCCCAAGAUCAACAACAUCGGAGGAGGAAUAACAUAGUCUUCCAGGGUCAUUGUCCAACUCAAAGUGAUCCUGUCCUUGUUAGGUCUGCACAGUUAUCACCUAAGGGACAUUAUACACAAGAUAUUUUGCCUUCUACAAUAAACAGUGAUGAAAUCUCUCUGAAGAGUACACAGCAAGGACAGCAUUUGAAAGGCCACUGAUGAGCAGGGUUGCCUAUGCUUUGAGAGUAUUACAUACAGAGAGGGGGCGGUUCGAGCAGCAGCAUGCAUGGAAAAUAAAGAAGAUGGAGACUGAGUUCCAGUCCCUAGUUAAAGAUGACUACAAUCCUGAGAAACUUGAUCCCUCACCUGUUCAAGAUGAAUAUGCACCUGUUAUAUUCUCACAGGAAACUGUAUCCCACAUUGUAUCUAUUGAUAUGAUGUCUGGCUAGGAAGACCAUGAGAAUAUGCUGCGAGCAAGGGCUGCUGGGAAGGGGGUCUUAACUUCUUGUAAUCUUUUGAAGUCCAAUCACCUUGGUGUGGUGCUCACAUUUGCAGUGUACAAAACUAACCUGCCUCUGAAUGCUACACCACAAGAGCGCAUUGAAACUACUGUAGGAUACCUUGGUGCAUCAUUUGAUGUCCCAUCUUUGGUGGAAAAACUUCUUCAGCAACUUGCCAGCAAACAAACCAUCAUUGACACAACAAAUGUUUCUGCACCUAUUAGGAUGUAUGGUCCUGACACUGCUGCUUCUGGAGAGAUGCAUAUUAGUUACGUUGAUUUUGGGGAUCCAACCCGGAAGCAUGAAAUGCAUUGCAGAUUCAAGCACAAGCCUCCACUACCUUGGUCAGCAAUAACCAUGUCAGUAGGGGUUGCAGUAAUUGUUCUUCAAGUUGGGCAUAUAUUUCAUGCAGCUUUAAACCGCAUUGAGGAGGUAGAAGAUGAUUAUUGUCAAAUGAGAGAGCUGAAAAUCCAAGCAGAAUCUGCUGAUGUUGCAAAAUCUCAGUUUCUGGCAACAGUUUCCCAUGAAAUCAGGACUCGGAUGAAUGGUGUCUUAGGUAUGUUGCAGAUGCUGAUGGACACAGAUAUUGAUUCAACCCAACAAGAUUUUGCAAUGACUGCUCAAUCAAGUGGAAAGGCUCUGAUAGCUCUAAUAAAUGAGGUUCUUGAUCAGGCUAAGAUAGAAUCUGGCAGACUUGAACUAGAAGCUGUUCCUUUUGAUCUUCGUGAUGUUCUGGACAAUGUGCUGUCUCUUUUUUCAGAUAAAUCACAAGCCAAAGGCAUAGAGAUGGCAGUGUAUGUAUCUAAACGAGUUCCAGAGAUUCUAAUUGGAGACCCUGGAAGGCUCAGGCAGAUCAUCACAAAUCUUGUUGGAAACUCAGUGAAGCACUAGGCAUGGAGCACAAGAGGCAGCAAUUCAAAGGCAAUAUCAAUGCCACUUCAAAGUCUUCUCAGUGGAAAAAACAUCCUAGUUGUUGAUGACAAUGCAAUCAACUGUAAAGUCGCUGCUGCUGUUUUAGAGAAAUAUGGCGCUACAGUUACAAGUGCAGACAGUGGGAAGGAGGCUAUUAAAAUGCUACAACCUCCACACAAUUUUGAUGCUUGCUUUAUGGAUGUUCAAAUGCCAGAAAUGGAUGGCUUUGAAGCCACAAGACAGAUCCGUCUCAUGGAAAACAUAGUCAAUGAGCUGAUCAGGUCCGGAGGAUGCAUCACUGGAAUUAUAUAGCAAUGUAGUUCAUUGGCACAUACCUAUACUAGCUAUUACAGCCGUCGUUAUUCAAGCAACACAUGAAGAAUAUCUACGAUGUGUUAUGGAUGAUUAUGUAUCAAAACCUUUUGAAGCACAGCAACUAUACUCUUCUGUAGCACAAUUUUUCGAGUCUGAUAUGGUGGAUGGAAUGUCAUGAUGGUUUAAAGAUUUCACUGCUAAGAAGUUAUUCUGGUUUUUGUUCUAAAGCACUUUAUCUAGCACACCUCAAGGUGGUCAGAGAAGACAAUGCCUAAGCGAGUGCGGAGAAGCAUCACAGUCAAUCAAGCUUGACCAACCUUGUGAUUUUCUGGUCUGGCAAUGAGCAGAAGAGAUAUAUCAUGUUAUCCAACUUGGGCGAGAGAGAAUACAACAGCAGAGCAACUCUAUGGAUGUAAAUUAGGGUUUGAUUCAUGAGAAUGAGCUGACACAGAUACAUCAGUACAAGAAUUCUGGCUGGUGCACAGUUUGAUUGCUUUUUUUGCACAGAAUGUGGUAUUUAAAGCUGAAGCUUAUGAAGACAUCAAUCUAGUGGCUGGCACCUGAUAUUUUCCAAGAGACCUAGUUUUUGUUCCUGACAACUAAGGAACAAUUUGUUUCGAGGAUUUCUUUGCCCUGAGGAUUUGAUGCCAGAACAUCUUAUUGUCAGUACAGUUCCUGAUCCAUGCAUUAGUUACCAGCUUGGCUUCAAGUUUUAUGCAGAUUAAACCCCAUCUUUCCUGCUUCGUCAUUCAACUAGAAUGCUUCCGAAUCAUUCCAUGAAUCACUGAGACUGCCACAGCUGACAAGGUGUUCAUUCCAUUUUUGUUUUGAAGCUGUGGAAUUAAUUUCAAUGUGCAGCAAAA